AGCUCUCUUGGACUUUCUCACUUCCAGUCCGUGACCAGCUCAGCUGAAUUGAUGCAGCCCUCCUGGCUGGACACUCACACCACACUUCUGAAAACACUUCAAGCUGUGUUGGCUAUUUAAACUGCUUGGAGUUUCAACCUGCUGACAAAGGAGGAAGACCAAGAGGACCAUGACAAGCCUGAAGUACAUGUCAGGAUUUGGAAACGAGCAUGCUUCUGAGGACCCACGCUGUCCAGGAGCUCUACCAGAGGGACAGAACAACCCACAGGUCUGCCCCUACGGCCUCUACGCGGAGCAGCUCUCGGGCUCAGCCUUCACCUGUCCCCGGGCCACCAACAGGAGGAGCUGGCUCUAUCGGAUCCUGCCCUCUGUCUGCCACAAGCCCUUCCAGCCUCUGCACGAGGGCCAUCUGACACACAACUGGGAUGAGACAGAGCCUGACCCCAACCAGAUGAGAUGGAAGCCCUUUGAAAUACCGAAAGCCUCCCAGAACAAGCUGGACUUCGUGAGCGGUCUGCACACUCUGUGUGGCGCUGGAGAGCCACGAGGACGCAACGGCAUCGCCAUCCACAUCUUCGUCUGCAACACCUCCAUGCUUGACAGAUGCCUUUAUAAUUCAGAUGGUGACUUCCUGAUUGUGCCCCAGCAAGGAAAACUGCUCAUCACAACUGAGUUUGGGAAGAUGCUAGUGGAGCCCAAUGAAAUCUGUGUUAUCCAGCAAGGAAUGCGUUUUAGUGUGGAGGUGUUUGGAGAGACCAGAGGCUACGUCCUGGAGGUGUAUGGGGCACACUUUGAGCUACCUGACCUGGGACCCAUUGGAGCCAAUGGCCUGGCGAACCCACGUGACUUCUUGGUGCCAGUAGCAUGGUAUGAGGACCGGAAAAUUCCAGGGGGCUACACAGUUAUCAGCAAGUACCAGGGGAAGCUGUUUGCAGCCCAGCAGGAUUUCUCCCCCUUCAACGUUGUUGCCUGGCAUGGGAACUACACACCAUUCAAAUACCAUCUGGAAAACUUUAUGGUCAUUAAUUCUGUCGCUUUUGACCAUGCGGAUCCAUCUAUCUUCACUGUCUUGACAGCCAAGUCGACCCGUCCUGGAGUGGCAAUUGCUGACUUUGUCAUAUUCCCCCCACGAUGGGGGGUUGCCAACAACACCUUCCGGCCGCCUUACUACCACAGGAAUUGCAUGAGUGAGUUCAUGGGGCUCAUCAAAGGCCAUUAUGAAGCAAAGGAGGAGGGCUUCCAGCCUGGAGGGGCCAGCUUGCACAGCAUGAUGACUCCACACGGGCCAGACGCUGACUGUUUUGAGAAGGCGAGCAAAGCCAAGUUGGAGCCUGAGAGAGUAGCAGAAGGGACUAUGGCCUUCAUGUUUGAAUCUUCCCUCAGUAUGGCUGUUACUGAGUGGGGCCUCAAGACCUCCAACCGCCUAGAUAAAAACUACUACAAGUGCUGGGAACCUCUGAAAAGCCACUUCAACCCUAACUGCAAGUAAAGAGAUGGAUUUGUCUCUUGCAGUGUGUGAACAAAAACAGGGGAACCCAGCAGACCUAUACGUGGCAGCACAGCCAGCUCAGACAACAAGAGUGCAGAAUGGCACUUCCAGCAGCCACCAAGUUAAUAAAAUGACCAUGCCUAUAUAAUUUGGGAAAUGAAAUGAAAACCACUAUUUUUAGCCUUCAAGUACCCAAUUAAAGCUAUCCUGGUGCCA
Molecule: messenger RNA, 1705 nt
Organism: Tympanuchus pallidicinctus (lesser prairie-chicken)
Lineage: Eukaryota; Metazoa; Chordata; Aves; Galliformes; Phasianidae
Gene: HGD
Product: homogentisate 1,2-dioxygenase
Exons: 14
Coding region: 170-1489 (439 amino acids)
Biological process (GO): L-phenylalanine catabolic process
Cellular component (GO): cytoplasm
Molecular function (GO): homogentisate 1,2-dioxygenase activity
Source: RefSeq, a predicted model, not a curated record